AUCCACAAGCUGAUAACUGAUGUUGUUGUCCGCUGGAACAGUGCCUAUGAGAUGAUCAGCCGGUUUCUUGAGCAACAGCCAGCUGUUACUGCUGCCCUCUUAUCUCCAGAGGUCAGAAAGAAUACCACUGACAUCUCUACCCUGACUGAUGGAGACAUCAAGAAUGCAGAAGAGGUUGUGAAAGCCCUCCAUCCAAUGCUGGUAGCAACAAAGAGCAUGUGUGAGGAGAAAAGUCCAACUGUUUCCAUCAUUGCUCCUCUUCACGCCCAACUUCUGAGCAACACACUCAGCACAAUUGAGGAUGCCCCUCUCGUCAAGGACAUAAAGUGUGCCAUCCAUGGAGACCUAUCAAAGCGCUACAUGUCUGCAGAGGAGAAAAACUUCCUCUACGUUGCCUCCGCCUUAGACCCCAGGUUUAAGUCGAUGCUCUUCUUUGUCGCCUUCAGAAGUGCAGGAGACGAUGCCAUGGUUGUGUCCAAGGCUGCUGCCCUGAUGGGGAAUGCAGAUGUGGGAAUGCAGUCUGAUGGUAAUGUAGAGGAGGGAGGAAGCACUGAAGAGAGUGGUCCUGCUGAUGACACCAGUGAUGAGGACCGACCACCACACACACCAAAAAAAGGAGAUCCGCACUUGCAAACCUCCUUGGACAAACAUUCCAGCAUGCCAGAUCUUACCUGACCCCAUCAUCAUCACCUAACUCCAAGGCUAAAAAGGAGGUUCAGCAAUAUCAAGAAUCCUCACCUCUACCACUGUCAGAUGAGCCGUUGGGUUGGUGGAAAUCUGAGGCAUGCAAGUACCCACACCUUGCCAAGCUGGCCCAGAGGUACCUGUGUGUGCCAGGGACUAGCGUGCCAUCAGAGAGAAUCUUUUCUACCACCGGUGACAUAAUCUCUGCUCAGAGGUGUGCUCUUACAUCUGAGCAUGCUGAUCAGUUAGUUUUCCUCAAGAAGAAUAUGCCUUGAUGUGUCCACCGUUUACAGUAACUUACUACUGACGUUUCAGUAUUAUGGUUUACACAUGUUAAUGUUCAUGUUGUUUUGUAAUGUUCAUGCACUUUUAUCUGUCUAGAUGUACAGUGUUUACAUUUAAGACCAGGAGGCAGUGAGUUAUGCAAAUGCAUAUUUCUUUGCACAAUGUUGGAAAUGUUGGCAUUAAUAAAUGCAUAAAAUUUCCUUAUUUCCUUAUUCCUUCUUUUUCUUUUCAGUCACAUAUAUCGUGAUAUAUCGUUGAUGAAAUUUUUUCCAAUAUAUUCAAUAUCGUAGAUAUCGCGAAUCGUGAUAUUAUCAUAUCGUGGACCACAUAUUGCCACAGAAUUGAAUCGUGAGGUACCUGUAUCG
Messenger RNA from Siniperca chuatsi (mandarin fish), 1334 nucleotides. RefSeq lists its product as uncharacterized. The coding region runs from base 52 to 675 and encodes 207 amino acids. The transcript has 3 exons. NCBI's taxonomy places the organism in Eukaryota, Metazoa, Chordata, Actinopteri, Centrarchiformes, Sinipercidae. The record is from RefSeq and is a predicted model, not a curated record.